AUGAAGUUGUUUAUAUCAAUUUCAGGGUCCAAGUUCAGAGAUCCCAGCAUAUGUGAUGUUGCCUAUAAGGACCCCAUCAAGGUCAGAUCAGUCCACUUCAUUGGAGCCAAGGACUGGUUGAGAUUGCCUUCUGAGGACCUCGCCACUGCCUUUGACAACCCUCUUAUCAUAAGGCACCCUCAAGGCCACACCAUCCCCAGAUUAGAUGAGGCAGCAACUGAGCAAUUAAGAAGCUGUAGCACGGAAAUCCUCCUCCAUCAAAGCAAUAACCCUUCAGUUAACAAACAUAAUUUGGAGAAUGGAGAAGUGAAAGCAGAUGAGGCACAGAUGGAGAAUGGAGAAGUGAAAGCAGAGGAGCACAAGGGUAAGGUAGAAAAAGCAUGUAAGACCCAAAAACCAGAGGGUGUAAUUGAGAAAAAGAUGGAGAAUGGAGCUGGGGGGUUAGAGGCAACACAAGCCUGAAGCAAUCAGGUGGGGAUAUAGAUAAAGGUAGUCCUCCACUCAGGACCAUGCUUUCAAAGAAAUUUUGGAGUGUGAGGGAAAUAAUGUUUGCCUAUUCUUAUCAUAGUUUUCCUAUGUAGAACACCUUGGGUGCUGAAGGAAAAUUAGUGCUCCCCCUGGAUUAACUUUGGUUUUUCUUCUUUUGAUUUGUAAUAUGUUUCACCUCUAUUUAUGGGACUCAUCAUCGUUUUGCCCCUA
This is a messenger RNA of Vitis vinifera (wine grape), 699 nucleotides long. RefSeq lists its product as uncharacterized. Bases 1 to 462 code for a protein of 153 amino acids. The record is from RefSeq and is a predicted model, not a curated record. The transcript is spliced from 2 exons. Lineage: Eukaryota; Viridiplantae; Streptophyta; Magnoliopsida; Vitales; Vitaceae.